Molecule: messenger RNA, 636 nt
Organism: Brenthis ino (lesser marbled fritillary)
Lineage: Eukaryota; Metazoa; Arthropoda; Insecta; Lepidoptera; Nymphalidae
Source: the annotation of a GenBank genome assembly
AUGGUAUGGUCUGUGAUAAGUGCUAGAAGGGUUGGGCGUCUCUACAUUGUCCAAGGAACCAUAAAACAAGACCAGUACAGACAAAUUUUACAAAUUCGCCUAUUACUGCAACUUAAGGAAUGGUUUUCGAUUGAUAAGAUGGUGAGGAAUUCACAUUUAUGCACGAUUCAGCACUAUUGCACAAGACUAAUACUUCACGAAUACCAAUUUUUAGUGACUGCUCCUAAUAAUUUGGCAACCCACUGUACCUUGCCACUUCUACUACGCGGCAACGUUAACGUCACAACGAGCCUCCUGGAAUGUUCCAAGAUGUUCACAACAAAAACAAGAGUUUGCAAGGACCUACCAGUAUACAACUACAACGCCAGACCAAUAUGCGAGAUUGCGAUACUACAAUUGUCCAGCAAGGAACCGCCAAGUAAUUGCGAACUGUCAACCUUCUCAACACAUGUGGACACCUUUCAAUCCAUCGGAAAUAACCAGUGGAUAUUUCUCCUGAGAUUCAAGACACCAAGCGUAGUUGAAUGCGGGAACAAAAUAGUACAUCAGAAAAUCUUCGGCUCCGGAAUAAUUUCCCUGAACUCAGGAUGCAAAUUUUACACCACUUUUGUGACACUCAACGCAAAAGAUAGACGA